AUGGCUGGGAAGGUUGCUCUUCGCGUUGGGGAUAAAGUGGAGGAGAGGCUGCUGCGCAUCUCAAAGCCUCUGUUUUACGUGCCGAACCUCGCUAUACACUUGAAAACAGCCGAGGAAAUUGGGGCCUUCAAAAUCAACAAAGAGCAACACCUACAACCAAUAUUGUGUUCCGCCAUAGCCGAGCAGCUGAGCCAGGGCAACGAGGACGAAAAGCAAGAGAAUAAGGAUGCGGCCCAACGCUUGCCACCAGCGCUAGAACGUCUAGUCAGGCAAACUAUUGAGGUUCCUGGCGCAAAACUGCUGGAUUGGGAUUUCUGUCUUAUGGACGCCACGCCUAGCCGCCUGUCGGGCAUUCACUCAGAGUUCAUCGAAAGCCCCCGGCUAGACAACUUGGCAUCGACAUUCGCCGCCUUUGAGGCGCUGGUGGAGGCGAAGCAAAGCAAGAGCGACAUUUUGAUGGCUGUGGCGUUUGAUCACGAAGAAGUCGGCUCGGAAUCGCUUUCAGGCGCCAACUCUAACAUCCUCGAGGUAGCAUGCUGCAGUUUCUCGACGUCGUCAUUUUCUUGUCUCCGUUGCUUCCUUGUGUCUCCUCUUUGUGCUAAUGGGGGCUAA
Molecule: messenger RNA, 612 nt
Organism: Eimeria mitis
Lineage: Eukaryota; Apicomplexa; Conoidasida; Eucoccidiorida; Eimeriidae
Exons: 4
Coding region: 1-612 (203 amino acids)
Biological process (GO): proteolysis
Molecular function (GO): aminopeptidase activity; zinc ion binding
Source: RefSeq, a predicted model, not a curated record